This is a messenger RNA of Fonsecaea multimorphosa CBS 102226, 2325 nucleotides long. RefSeq lists its product as uncharacterized. Gene Ontology annotation, molecular function: zinc ion binding; sequence-specific DNA binding; DNA-binding transcription factor activity, RNA polymerase II-specific. The coding region runs from base 1 to 2325 and encodes 774 amino acids. Lineage: Eukaryota; Fungi; Ascomycota; Eurotiomycetes; Chaetothyriales; Herpotrichiellaceae. Gene Ontology annotation, biological process: DNA-templated transcription; positive regulation of transcription by RNA polymerase II. The record is from RefSeq and is a predicted model, not a curated record. The transcript has 2 exons.
AUGCAGGCCUGUGACCGGUGCCACCUACGCAAAACGAGAUGUGACCGACGUAUACCCCGAUGUACCGCUUGCGAGAAGGCCGGGGCCCAAUGCCUGCACGUGGACAAGCUCAGGUCACGCAACCUCCCCCGGGGAUAUGUGGAGAGUCUCGAGAGCGAUUUGAGAAAGGCCGAAGAUGAGAAUCUCAGGCUCCAAAGAGAGCUUUCUGUGCUUCACGCCCAGGUCUCUAGUGCCACAUCCAAAGAUCCCAGCCCCAAUCCCAAUUACAUGACCCAGGAUGCAGAGGUUGAGGUUUCCACAGAUCCUUCGGCCUCGGCGAAUGUUGGACAGAACGAACACUCGAAUGGAGCAAAUCCGGUUAGCCAGUUUCCCUCACAGGAGCGCAAUGUUGUCAUGACUGCGGCAUCAAUGGCUUCCACGAGAACUCCAGCAGACGAGGCCUUCACCACCGAGGUCGGAUACCUCACGUUGACCGCGGCAGGUGAGACGCGCUAUCUUGGAUCUAGUAGUGGAAUGGGCCUGGCCAGUAUCAUCAGCUCUGUCCUGGAUCCCCAGCAGUCGGAGGGAUUCUGCUCGAAUGACCUUGAUGGAGGCAAUUGGCGGAUGUCCAGUGCCGCGAGUGAGGCGCCCUUUCCCCCUCAGAAUCUCGCAAUGCCGUUUAUCGAGGCAUACUUCCAGCACACUCAUUUAACAUUUCCGUUACUACACCGUCCCACCUUUCUGGCCGCUGUGGAACAGAUCUACAGCAACCCGACAUAUUACUCCACCCAUCCGUUCGAUGCGUUUGCGUUUGACAUGGUGUUGGCAAUUGGAAGCUCCAACGUCAACCGGUUCGAGGAGUCGACGGCAAUUACAGCAACCCACUAUACUAGAGCCCAGAAAAAGCUGCAUGAGCUCUUAAAUAUGAGGGGACUUGUUCCUCUUCAAACGAUCAUUCUUCUCUCUCAGCAUGGCAUAUUCAGCAACUUGCGAGACACCAGCGGUAGUAUAUGGCACCUCAUCGGCAUCGGGGCAAGGAUGUGUUUCGAGUUGGGCCUCCACCUCGAGCUUAAACGAGUCGACCGGCAGACCAGACGGCCAGUUGCGCGAACUUUGCCCAUAACUUUUGAGGUGGAGAUGCGGAGACGGACAUUUUGGUGCUUUUACAACCUUGACAGAGUAGUGAGCUUCACCCUUGGACGCCCGGUGGCCCUGAGGGACGAGGACAUCGACAUCUCACUCCCUUCACACUUGGAAGAUGAAGAAUUUGGCCCUGACCAGCCCAUCGAACCGGAUUCCAACCCAGAUGCCCCGAAAAUUUCUCCAUUUCUGCACGUCAUCAAAAUCCGUCAUUUGUCAGGGAAAAUUCUCAGCACAUUGUACGCCGCCAAACAGAAGAGCGAGAUCCCUUUGCAGGAAAAGGUCCGAGUCCGGAGUCAGCUCUACGACGAACUUGUCGCUUGGAAGAACGCCACGAGCCUGCUAAAUCUGGAAGAUCGCCAUCACAACAAUCGGGCAUUUGUGUCUUGCUUCUUGUCUGUGCACUGGUACAACGCCGUGUUCAACAAUGCAGUUCUGUUGCUAUAUCGACCUUCACCAUACCUUCCUCAUCCCGUCAUGCCCACCAAACCGGGCGAAGAGGAGGGCGACUUGCAACGACUAUACUACGCAGCCAAAUCGUCCAUCUCUUCCUACUACGAACUACAUCGGAGACGGCAGUUGAACUACUCAUGGAUCACGCUCCAUGGCAUCUUUAUCGACGGGCUUGCCUACGUGUAUGGAAUCGGUCUGGCCUUGAGGAACCCCAGUCACGCCAUGCCCACCCCGGAUUAUCUGGAAAUCAUCAACGACACCCGCGCGUGUUCCAAUAUCCUUGUCGCUAUCUGCGAAAGAUGGAGUGUCGCCCGCAGCUCUUGUGAACUGUUCAACCGCCUAAGCAACGCCGUGAUCCGAGACGCAGUCAACGCCGCGGCAAAGAAGGACCUGGCCCCAGCUGCGUCGGCGCAAGGCCACCAGUCAGGUCGUAUCUACUCCCUGCAAGGAGCCACUACGCUCGAUCGACCCUCGCCUUCAGCAAGCACAGCCGGUGAUAGUCUACCGGAUUCAUGGCGCCUAGGAUCUGACCACUACGACUUAUUGUCCUCGAUGAAUCAGUUUGACCACAUGUUCGUGGCGGAUGAAUUCAGACAGUACUCGAAUGCGCUGGACAUGCCGGCUCGGGGUGACCAAGCUGUGCCCAGUGAGCUGAUAAAUGGGUUCUCACAAGAUUGGCCAUUCGAAGAUGCGCCGUUGGUGUCACAAGAUGCAUUCGGCAUCCCCAUGCAGGGAGUUGACAAACUAUGGUGA